Myiozetetes cayanensis is the source of this 3651-nucleotide messenger RNA. RefSeq names its product 5',3'-nucleotidase, mitochondrial (gene NT5M). Gene Ontology annotation, biological process: pyrimidine deoxyribonucleotide catabolic process. Lineage: Eukaryota; Metazoa; Chordata; Aves; Passeriformes; Tyrannidae. The record is from RefSeq and is a predicted model, not a curated record. Bases 660 to 1358 code for a protein of 232 amino acids. Gene Ontology annotation, molecular function: 5'-nucleotidase activity. The transcript has 5 exons.
CUGGGCUUUGCACUGCCGGGUCGGGGCGAGCUGAGCGCCGGGCACCGCCGGGCACCGGCACCGGUUCCCCCCCCGCCGCCCGCUCCGCGCUCGCUGCCAGGGAGGGAUGGGGCGGGGAGGGGGAGGACGCGCCGGGCGCCAGGACGGGCCUUUGCAUCCCCCCCGCACCCCGCUGCAGCCCCUCUGCUGCUCCCCCUCGCAUCCCCCCCUCCGCUCCUUGCUUCUGCUGCAGAGGGAUGUGCUUGCCGCGGCUGGCUGCUGGCGCGGUGCCUGCUUGAAAUAAAGGCCCCCCCCCCCUUUUAGCUGGACAGCCACCCAUCUCCUUCCUCAAGCCCCCUCAUCCCCUGCCCUGAGACCCUUAUCCCCUUCCCCAAGCACCCCAUUCCCUGCCCUGAUCCCUGUCUUCUGUCCUGAGCCCUCCAUCCCUGAGCAUCUGUUCCCUUUCCUGAGCCUCCCAUCCUCUGCUCCAAGCCCCUCAUCUCCUGCCCCCAGCCUCCCAUCCUCUUCCCUGACACCCCCAUCCCCUACCCUGAGCCCCUCAUCCCCUUCCCCAAGUCCCUCUUCCCCAAGCACCCCAUCUCCUUCCUGAAGCCCCUCAUCCCCUUCCUUAAGUCCCUCUUCCCCAAGCCCCCCAUCCCCUUCCCCAAGCCCCCUCCACCAUGAUUUUGCUGAGCUGCUUCUUGCACCUGCGGCCCCGGCGCUGUGGCCCCUUGGCAGGGCUGGGCAGGGGGCUCGGCCCGCUCGGGGGGUCCUGCAGGGCCCUGCGGGUGCUGGUGGACAUGGACGGGGUGCUGGCCGACUUUGAGGGAGGCUUCCUCAAGAAGUUCAGGGCCAGGUACCCUGACAAGCCCUACAUUGCCCUGGAGGACCGGAGGGGCUUCUGGGUGUCGGAGCAGUACGGGCGCCUGGGACCUGAGCUGAGUGAGAAAGCCAUCAGCAUCUGGGAAUCCAAGAACUUCUUCAUCGAGCUGGACCCGCUCCCUGGGGCUGUGGAAGCUGUGAAGGAAAUGGCAAAUUUGGCAGACACUGACGUGUUCAUCUGCACAAGCCCCAUCAAGAAGUACCGCUACUGCCCUUACGAGAAGUAUGCCUGGGUGGAGAAGCACUUUGGCCCUGAGUUUCUUGAGCAGAUCGUUCUGACACGGGAUAAGACGGUGGUUUCUGCUGACCUGCUUAUAGAUGACAGACCUGAUAUAACAGGGGCUGAGCUGAACCCCACGUGGGAGCACGUGCUCUUCACUGCCUGCCACAACAAGCACCUGCAGCUGAAGCCCCCCAGCCGCCGCCUGCACUCCUGGUCCGACGACUGGAAGGCCAUUCUGGACAGCAAACGCCUCCCACCCGGCCAGGCCACCUAAACACGGGCCUCCCACGGCCACCUGGGGCUGCAGCCACCCCCUCGUGUCCCUGUGGAGUCCUGCUGAAGGCCAAAACCACGGAUGGACAGACAGACAGACGCUGUCCCUGCCGCAGAAAGGAAGAGGAGGGUGAGCUGGAGUGCCACAGCCACCUGGACCUGGAAAACAGAUCCCAGCCCAGCUGUGCCACGAGAGACCAGCAGCAGGAUUGGCCCUGUGGACCUGCCAGCCUGGCUGGGGGGCAUUUCCCACUGGCUCCUGGGGCCUCUGUGCUGCAUCUGCACCCCCACGAGGCCAGCCUGGUACUUCUGAUGGACAAGGUCCCCCUCAGCGUGUCACUGCCCUUGUCUGGUGCGCUGCAGGGCACAGACCAGCUCUUUACCUUCCCCUCUGUGUUACGGUCAGGGAUUACGCGGCUGGUUUGUUUUGUCCUCACAGGGUUUCAUCAUCAGGGGCUGCCUCGGGGGGUGUUUCCUACAGGGCUGGUGGAGGAGCUAGAGCAUAGCUGAGAAGUGGGUGAAGCAGAGGCCCCAUGGGUGUCCAGAGGACAGCUUUGGGGUUGUGUUGGUGGAGGAUUGUCACAACCACUUCCAUGGAUGCUGUUCGCAGUUCUCACAUGCUGCAAGGGAAGAUGUUUGGGUGGAUGUUGCUGUUAAAGGCUGGGGAGCUGGUUUCAGCUGGGGUAGAGUUAAUUGUCUUCACAGAAAACAGCCCCAUAGCAGCCACUGUGAAGAAAUUUAACUGUGCCAGCCAAAACCAGCACAGGAACCCAUCAGUGGUGCCCACCAGGCUGUGUCACAGGGUCAGUUUGUUCUGCAGCUCCACCACUGUAUGUCUGGGGUCAGAGCACGUGCCAGCCACCACUGCCAGGUGACUGUGCUGAGCCUGCUGAGCUCUGGGAACAGCCAGUGCUGCUUGGAAGCUGCAGGUGAGCACCAAAAAGGCAGUGUUUGGACCAAGGGAUAGCUCCAAGAGGGAUGCUUUUGGCAUAGCUGUGCCCACAUCCCCUUCCUUCCCUGUCCAGCUCGUUCCUGCCUCUCUGAGCCCACACCAGUCUGGCCUUGAACUGCAGCGACCUGUCUGGCACCAGAAAGCAGCCACUGCUGGUGCUCCUCUGCCCAGCCCCAAGAGAAAGGACAUCCCAGCAGCUUGUGCUCCUGGCCCAAGGACUUGCUGGCUGCAGGAGUAAAAGCCCUUGGCUUGGCUCUCCCCUCUCUUUUUGGCUCUCCCCAAAAAUACACGAGCUUAAAGCUACAUAACCAACAAAGAACCUAAUUCAGCAGUGGCAGCCAGACCUCCCUGUCUGGGACCUGCAGGGGUUCUGGAGUUGGUGCUUUGGAAGCUGUGCCUUCCCUGGCUGCUGCAGUGACAGGGACAGAGCCUGCGUUGACUUGAGUCUUUCUGAAACAGUUCUUUGGGUGGGGGGAGUGUACAAAGUUGACGUGGUUGGCCCAAGGUAAUUGGAGUUAGAUACCACAAGCAUCUUUCUUUCUUUCUUUCUUUCUUUCUUUCUUUUUUUCUUUUUUAUUUUUUACUUUUUCCUAUUUAAACCACUGUGUGCUCUCUGGGUGGUGGGUUUGCUUUGGGGAGGUACACUUGGGGUAUGCAGCCACCUGAAAUGCAGCCCCCUGGCCAAGAGCUGCCUUGGAUGCAGGGUUUGCAGGCUGGGAGCUGGGACAAGGUAGGAGCACCAUGGGCAGACCCCACAGCUGCUGAGCAUCACAAACCCCUCAGCUCCACCAGACCCCCACUGGCUGUCGGGCCCUCUGUGAUGCCGGGGUGGCUUCAUGGGAUCCAAGCUGGUUUUUUCCCAAAUGGUACCAUAUAAACAUGAACUGCCCAAGCUCUCCAGAGCCUUCUCACUGCCCAUCCUCGAGCCAAAACAAGCUGGCACAUCGGUACAGCAGCUGCUCAAACCUGUCAUCUUCCCCCAAGACUGGGGCAGACCCAAGGGACGUGGCUCUCCAGGGCCAGCGGGUCUUUUCCCUCUGCUGGGAUAUGAUGCCAGAGACACCACACGGGUUCACACCAAACAUACUUGAAAGGAGAGCUGGAGUUUUUCGUGCUUGAGGCUCUGACUCGAUGCACAGAGAUCCUGAGCAGGUAACUGGCCUGUUUGCUCCCACCACACUCGGGACGGGGAGGUGACUCUCCACUGCCGAUGGAUCGGCCUGUUCAAUGUUCAAGCCUGAAUGUGUCCAGGUGGGAUACACAGAGCUUUUAUUUUUGAAUGUACAUCUAUAGACCUGGGGCAAAUGAGGAGCGUUGCAAUAAACACUGGGGUUGAUUGUCA